Aspergillus welwitschiae is the source of this 673-nucleotide messenger RNA. RefSeq lists its product as uncharacterized. NCBI's taxonomy places the organism in Eukaryota, Fungi, Ascomycota, Eurotiomycetes, Eurotiales, Aspergillaceae. The record is from RefSeq and is a predicted model, not a curated record. The coding region runs from base 125 to 466 and encodes 113 amino acids. The transcript has a single exon.
CCCAUCCAUUGAUCUCCUUCUCGGCCUUUUUUUUUCACCUGGGUGGAUUCUCCGAUCCAUCCACACAUCUCUCUUGUCAUGCAACACGGCCCGGGUCAUCACCAAGAUAGCAAGAGUCAUCGUCAUGGAUAGAUCAACUCCGCCUCAGACCCAACGGAUCAUCUCACCCGGGGCUGUUUCAAUCCAUGGUGAGCUGAGGGAAACCCCACGAACAUCAUCCUCACGACGUUUGUGUGGUGGUACACGCACCCGCCCCUCUUGUCCACCCUCGGGUGACGUUAAACCCCACGGCCUCUGUUGGCUUAAGUCGACGGCCAGCCGUGACAGCAACUUUGGGGGGGAACCCGCGCAACUCCAGCUCUCGUUUCUUCUUCUGUUUAGCUCCAACCCUCUUGACUGCCACUGCGCGCUUUUUCCUUUGCGCAGGCAGUGCCCAUCCAUGCUUGGGAGGGAGGGUUACUGCUGACUCUCUCCGUCGCUGAAGUAAUGCUCACCCAUUCCGUCCCUCCCCCCUUCCCUCAUGUGCUGGGGGGAAAGGCUGCUGCUGCUCGUCCACUGCCGAGUUCCUCCUGCCUACCUACCUGGCCCUGCCCUGCCCUGCCCUUUAAUUCUCCCUCCUCCCUCCCUCCCUCUCUUCCUUCUCCCUCCCUCCCUCCCUCUCUCUCUCUCUCUC